Messenger RNA from Pocillopora meandrina, 1638 nucleotides. The record is from the annotation of a GenBank genome assembly. NCBI's taxonomy places the organism in Eukaryota, Metazoa, Cnidaria, Anthozoa, Scleractinia, Pocilloporidae.
ACGAGGGCAAAAUAUUUGAAACUGGCUUCCAUGAGCUGGGAAGAGAAGUCGAAGGUAUGGGUUACUCUGAAGAUAGGUGUACGAUAUCUGCCACAAGGCUCUGUUGGCGCUUGGAAACAUAAUCAAAGUCUUACCGUCCUUCUAAGGGCGACCUUGCGACAGUAGGUUUCUGUUUUCCAAAAGAAAAAGAUUCAGAAAUUUUCGUUUGUAAACGUUAUAGAGAUCACUUUAAAAUUGUCAUAGACUCCUCGAGAUGAUUAUUCUGACGUGCAUGAGGUAAAUGGGAAAUGUAUUGUAGUUGUGUGACCAAGAUAGAAUGUUGAACGAAGUUGCUUUAAAAUCCAUGUGCCUGGAGUGUGAAACUGAAAAAACCCUGAAUCCUUCGAUCGUGGGGGGUUCUAACCCUCACCUUCUGCUUGCCGAUCAAAUGGUUUACAGAGAGCGCAUUAGAGGCCAAAGAAUAACGGGAUUCAUAUCAACAAAUGCUUGACGCUGCUAGGAUCAUUUAUAUCGUCAACACUCCUUGUAUAAAUACAGUAAGGGAGAUUAAACUUUUUUUCGAAUGAACGAAGAGGUAGGUCAUUAAUCAAGACCGAACAACAAGGGAAAAAAGUCCAAUUUCACACCCGGGUGUUACACGAUUGGUUGCCUCAUGUUUGGUUUAUUUUGUUAUCUUUUCUCUAUGUAAUUAAUGUUUUCUGUUGAUAACUUAGGAGCCAUGGCUUACCGCGGCGAUCUCAUCGCCUGUGAAGUUGAUUUUAGGGGAGUUCCCGAGGGAAAAGUCUCGGUGUUGUUCUUCUUGAAUGGUAUAAAAAUAGCGCGUUCUUCAGUGGAGUAUACCGAGGGAAAUAAACUAUUUCCCUUCGUUUCAUUGGGAUUUGAAGGCAUUACAGUGCUCAGCAAGGUAUGUUCAAGUUUGUGUAAUUUUAAUGUUUGCGAACAUUUACAAACUAUCCAACCUUUUACCAAAAGGCUGUGCCCUGAUUGCUUUAAGGCAAGAACAGGCAAAGAGCGCGUCGAUCUCAUCUAAUUUUAUUUCAAACACAUCUGUAUUCCACAAUUGUGGAAUUUAAAGUCUCAAGUUGACAACUUUGAUCACCGCUGCCCUAAAUUUUUGUCUUUUUCAUUUUUAAAUUUGAGACGUUUGAUUUUUGCACGUUUUAGAUGUGCGAUCCUGACAGAGACUAUUUUAGUAGAGUAACAAAUGAAGACCUUCAGAAUGAAAUUGGAGAUCUGCGACGUGAUUUUCAGGAUCAACUUACCGAGCAAAGGAGGAUGUUAAUGUCAGAAAUGAGAGAUUUAGUACUGCGUCUGAAGGAAGUAAAGGAUAAAGAAGAACAAGAAGAAGAUACUAAGAGGCUGGACGGAGGAAAGCAAAGAAGAUUUUCAUCUCCACAGUAGUUGUUCGAGAACAUUUAUUCAGCUUAGGCGCAAUCCAAAUUUGUGUGAAUCCCUGUAAUCUUAAAAUUCCUCUAGUCUCGAAUGAAGAUAGUGGCAGAAGAUAUUUGUUUAUCUUAUACUUAGAUUAAUAUUUCUUUCGAAUGUAAGCGCGAGGCGGGCACGAAGGGCGAGUCACACGCGAGGAGAGAACUUUACAUCUGUGCAACUAAUGCGUAUGUGAUCCCGGUGAACAAAAUG